Molecule: messenger RNA, 1901 nt
Organism: Triticum aestivum (bread wheat)
Lineage: Eukaryota; Viridiplantae; Streptophyta; Magnoliopsida; Poales; Poaceae
Exons: 9
Coding region: 117-1901 (594 amino acids)
Source: RefSeq, a predicted model, not a curated record
GGAAGCACCAAAUCAAAAGGAUCUCGCAAUGUAAAUCCAAAAAAAAAAUCACACCCGCACUAAGGAAUGCAACUAAUUUGCAACGACACCCUCUUGGUGAUAUCUCUAACGUUGACAUGCAUUCCCAAAGGGUCACAGUGGUCGCAACAAGCAGCAAAUCAGAAGGACCUCGCAAUGAGAAUUCAAAAAACAUCACACCCGCACCGGGGAAUGCAACAAAUUUGCAACAACACACUCUUGGUGAUGUCUCUAAUGUUGACAUGCAUUCCCAAAUGGGUCCAUGCUUGCUCACCGAGCCCAAUGGACCCCGCAUGGAAACGAUGUUGCGUGGACAGACAAACACCCACCCACCCCCUCCUGGUCAUGUCCUCGAUGUUGAUCCGCUGACCCAGAUGAGUGGAGUUGUAGAUGAACCAGCCAUCUCAGAUCAUGAUGCUUCAUUACCUACAUAUAGUGCUAUCACAGCUGCUAAUGGUGCAGAUCUAGCAGAGAGUUCUAACGAUGGAGAUACAACAGCAAAAUCUAUUGUCAUUACUGACAGUAGACAAGCUAAGAGGGCACACGAUAGAGAGCGCAAAAGGGCAUACGAUAGAGAGCGCAGAGAGAAAUUGACCAGCGAACAAAGAGAGCAGAUAAAUGCACGGAGACGAGAAACUUAUCACAGGAAAAAGGAGUUGGGACCCAAAUUCCUAGAAGAACAAAAUCGGAAGACACGGGAACAACGCAUACAAAGACGAGAUAGCUUAACUGCUGAGAAAAGAGCGGACAUGAAUGCUGAAAGAAAGACAAGAUACAUGUCUAGGAAAAACACCCCGUGCCCUGAAUCCAUUGCAAUGCGACGUCCAGAUUUACCUACUACAUCUGCGACCAAUCAGUCUUUGCACAGUGGUGCAUCACCUGUGUCAACGAACAUGGCAGGACACUCCUUCAAAUCUAAUGAUUCGUUGUCCGCCGAAAAUGCGUCAGCAACUCGUGGCCCCACGUACAUUCGCAACAUCGAAACCGAUGGUGCCUAUCUAAGCAGAACCUUAGGUGAUGGUGCUGUAGAUGGCAACCUCAUAACAAUCAAUGAGCACCUAACAAGUGCCGACCAGCAAACCAGUGAUCGGCUAACAAUAGCGGAUAAUGGAGCUGACGAGCAGAGGCAUGAGUCCAGAGCAAAGCGUAGGACGAGAGAGCGAUCUUGCAAGGGAAGUAUGGCGGCGAAGAAGCAUCAUGAGAAAAUUGGCAAGCGGAAAUCAUGUACGAAGGUGCCACAUGGUGAGAGGAACGCUCUGCUAGAUCGUCGUAAUGAAAGCUUUGCAGACGACAUGGACGCUUACCUUAGUUGUCUCAUGAAUGAUAAUGUCAACCCUGACAACCUCUUUGACGACGAGUAUUACCUAUUUGCUGGUGAAGGCUCAGAUGCUGAUGACAUGGAGCACGACGAAUUGAAAGAUGACCAUCACAAUACAUAUGUCGACCAUGAUCCAUUGGACUAUGUCUACUCAAACCUCCCAGACCACACACACAUCCUGAAGCACGCCGCGAACUGCGAUCACUGCAAGGCCAAGAAGUUUGAGUCCGAGGCCCCGGGAUUCUGCUGUCGCAGUGGACAGAUCGAGCUGAAGCAACCGGAGCCCAUCCCGGAGCUAAUGAGGCUUUGGUCUAGCACGGAUGCAGACUCAAGGCAUUUUCGGGAGAACAUACGGUUCUUCAACGGCCACUUCUCCUUCACAACCCUCGGCGUCAGCCUCGAUGAAAGCUACACAAACAUGAAGUCUGGGGUGUACACGUUUCGGGCGCACGGCACCAUCUACCACAACGUUCAUUCCUUCGGGCCAACAUCCCGUCCAGAGCAUCUACAGUUGUAUUUCUACGACGACGACCCGGGCCUAACCCAUCGCAAGGCUGCCAUAUGA